Messenger RNA from Bemisia tabaci, 1582 nucleotides. The record is from RefSeq and is a predicted model, not a curated record. NCBI's taxonomy places the organism in Eukaryota, Metazoa, Arthropoda, Insecta, Hemiptera, Aleyrodidae.
UAUGCCCUUUUCCAGCAAGAGACAUAUUAAUACUGUAACCCUUUAUGUGUAAUUUUAAAGUGGAAACAACAUUUUACUAUGUUUUAGAAUCUUUCGAUAUCCCAUUAAGGACAAUCAAUUGGUAUCAUCUGCGUUGAGUGCAACUUUAAAAAUUAUUAUAAUUGCAGGGAAUGACAAAUUCAAAACCAUCGAUUUUAAUUUUUACGCACAAUAACUACAAUAAUACAAAAAAUGUAGUAAUUAAAAUAAUAAAAAUUUUAUGAUAAGUACAAUAAUACUUUACUAGGCUCUCUUUUUAUGUACAAUAUUGCAAGAAGAGUCUUGAACUGCCGCUUUAAAAAUUAAACAUGUCAAUGGUUACAGUAAACUAUGUGAAAAUCAGCAUCAUUGAGAAAUCAAGAUGGUUGUGAGGUUAUGAUGCUUUUCAAUUUCUGUAUCGUCCAUUAUAUUUUCACAGGAAAACCAAAUAAUAGUUUUGGGUGAAAAUCAUUAAUGGUAUAGUUCAAUCAAGCAACAUCUCAUAGAUUGAAUACGUUUGGUUUUAUCGCAUGAACCAUCAACACGUAUCAUCCCCUUUGAAAAUAGUUUAUAUCGUAAAAUUAAGAGUGUAAACGUCAUAUUAACAAAAUUAUUCGUGCGGUUUAGGUGCAUCUUGAUAAUACUGCAAGGGUACCCCAAUCCGUGAGAAACAAAAUUUAGGAAGAUUAUAGAUUAGAUUAUAAGUUUAUCGACACGACAAGAUUGAAUGAUAAUAACGAGGGAAAGUCUCCGUUUUGAAUUAUACCUUCAGUGACUAUAAUGAAUGUUUAUUUCUUGUGUCAGCCGCAGCAGUGUUUGUAUGCAUUAAAUAUGAUUAUAACUGCCACUGAUGCUUUCAUUCUUACGUCGAUUUUUGUCUGCGCUUCAGCUGGGGUAAUUCCAGUACCCGGACAAAAUGGCGCAAGUGACUUAUUUGAGGACGUGGUGCCAGCUCCAAAGCCCAAACCCGUGGCCGCAAUUAUAAACGAGCUGAAGGCCCUAGAGAAAUGGCGGCAAAACGAACUAAAAAAGGCUCAAGAGGACCCACUCUUGACGGCAAAUCCAAAGAUGGCGAGGUAUCUGGCAGCUUUAGUGGAGUAUGAUACGCGUAUGUUUGUCUUCGCCGUGAGGUUACUCGACAGUCUCUGCACACUGGAUCACCCUGAUGACAAAAGCCCCGAUGAAAUGGAACAGGCAACGAAUAUGGUCCUGGAUUUCAAGCACAACCAAGAAGCGUAUCAUAUCAGCAUCACCGAUAUAAAAUACAGAGUAGAUGAUCUGAAGGAAGAGGUCCCAGAUAAACUCCUUGAAACGCCACAAAUGGAAACGGUGACUGCAGCUUUUGAACUAACUUACCUGAAGAUAUUUGAAGCUUUCAAGAUGUUAGAGUUGGAGGCUCAGAGUUCGCAGUCCCCAUACUCAAGAGACUACAUAGGCUCGGAACUUUUGCGAGUAUUAUACACUGCAAACCGUAAUUGAAUUUUAUAAUCGGUGUUCUUCUUGUUUGUGAAUAACUUAAUAUAGUCGUGUACUCAUGUAUAUAAUAAAUGUAAAUAAUACAUCA